UUAGUCACCACACAUUAUCCCAACUCAUUCACCCCAGAGUCCUUCCAUUGCUUCUUCACCGUCUCUGCUUGCUAAAACUCUCUCAGCUCUCUCUCACACACACUUCUGUUCAUUUUACAGCCCUCAUUUCUCUGUAGCUGUUCCCUCCGUCGUCAUUUUCUUCUUUUGCUCUCUCAGGUCAUGUAACUGUACCCUGAAACUGCAAUCUUUGAAAGAGUUUCCAUUGUUGCUUUAAAGGGUCCUUUUUUAAUAAUGUGAUCUUGAUUAAAGUCUUGUUCUUGGUUCUUUCCUUUCUUUUGUUGAUGUCCAUUUGCUUACCGCUGCUCUAAAUCAGUUUUCUUGUGAUUUUAAUCAUGGGUUCUCGUUAGUACAAUCUUUUCUUGUCUAGUCCAUUUUCUUGGAUUCUUAAGGUUGAUGUCCCCUUCUGUUAAUGCCCAUUUGCCUUAAAUUUGUUUUAAAAAGUUGAAAGAUGCAGUAUUUGGUCAUGGGUUUUCGUUAGUUUGGUUGCUCUUGUUGUCUAAGCCCCUCACCACUCUAAAAUUUCUUUAGUUUUUCAUAAUUGUAACAUGUAAUUUGAAUCUUUCAACUGCAUUCUGUUAUGUUAGUGUGCUUUUUGGUGGGACUUAGUUGAUGAACAGGAAGCUUUUCUUGAUAAUGAAGUAAAGAAAUCAGUGUUAAUGCAUCCAAAUCUCAUUAAAAUCAAACGCUAAGAAGAUCUGUGCAUAUGGAGAGUAUCUGUUCUUUCCGCUAAUUCAGAGUCCUUUUAUUUCACUAUGGAUUCUGUCCGCUAGUAUCAUUGAUUCUUAACUAACUAAUUAGGUGAUUUGACUCCUUGCUAAACGAUUCUUUUGUUCUUGAUAGAAAAUAUACCAAUAUCAUUCUUUAUAUAUUCCUAGAAAUGUAAGAAUCUGUAACUGUAUAUUUUACUUACAGAAUUGUAUGUAUACUGUAUACAUAUAUAUCUCCAAAAUGUUUAGUUCAGGAUUAUGUUCCUGCUUUUGUUACUUGUCUUUCUGCCCAUAGGUUCUCAUUUUUACCUUCUUCUAUGCAAGUUUAGCUACUCAUAGUGGCCUCUCGAGUAGUAAAUCCAGAUGGAGUCUUGUGUUUCGUGUUUUAUCAUAGAUUAGUUUGUUGAACCAAAUCUCAAUCUAUCUCACUGCUUUUAUAUUCACCAAAACUCUGAGUUCUCAUGGAGGAGACAUUUGUUCCUUUACGUGGAAUAAAAAAUGAUCUUAGAGGAAGGCUUUUGUGCUACAAGCAAGACUGGAAAGGUGGUUUACGUGCGGGCAUCAGGAUCCUUGCUCCAACAACAUAUAUAUUCUUUGCUUCGGCAAUUCCUGUGAUAUCUUUUGGGGAGCAGCUAGAAAGAGAUACAGAUGGAACAUUGACUGCAGUGCAAACUCUUGUAUCGACAGCGCUUUGUGGCAUCAUCCAUUCGAUUGUCGGAGGACAGCCCCUACUCAUACUGGGGGUCGCUGAGCCAACAGUGUUGAUGUAUACAUUUAUGUUCGACUUUGCAAAGGACAGAAAGGAUUUGGGGCCUAAUCUCUUUUUAGCCUGGACUGGAUGGGUUUGUGUGUGGACAGCUUUGUUGCUCUUCUUGCUGGCAGUGUUGGGUGCAUGCUCUAUAAUCAACAGGUUUACGCGUGUUGCUGGUGAAUUGUUUGGCCUGCUUAUUGCAAUGCUCUUUAUGCAGCAGGCCAUAAAGGGAGUUGUUGAGGAGUUCCGCAUACCCCAGAGGGAAAAUCUUAAGCAGACUGCACUUCAACCUUCUUGGCGAUUUGGCAAUGGAAUGUUUGCAUUGGUUCUGUCCUUCGGCCUUCUUCUGACUGCAUUAAGGAGCCGUAAGGCUAGAGCCUGGCGCUAUGGUACAGGUUGGCUACGAGGAUUCAUUGCAGAUUAUGGAGUUCCACUUAUGGUGCUUGUCUGGACAGCCAUAUCAUACAUACCAGUUAAUAAUGUUCCAAGAGGGAUCCCAAGGCGGCUUUUUAGUCCAAAUCCAUGGUCUGCUGGUGCAUACUCAAAUUGGACAGUUAUCAAGGAAAUGGUGAAUGUGCCUCCUUUAUAUAUAGUUGGAGCAUUUAUUCCUGCAACUAUGAUUGCUGUGCUUUACUACUUUGAUCAUAGUGUUGCAUCACAACUUGCACAGCAAAAGGAGUUCAAUUUGAAGAAACCAUCUUCCUAUCACUAUGAUCUUCUUCUUCUCGGGUUUUUGGUUAUAUUGUGUGGUCUUAUUGGCAUUCCUCCUUCAAAUGGUGUAAUUCCACAAUCUCCAAUGCAUACGAAAAGCUUAGCUACCCUGAAACAUCAGCUUCUGCGAAAUAAACUUGUUUCAACUGCCAGAAAAAGUAUGGGUAAAAAUUCAAACCUGGGUCAGUUAUACCAAAGCAUGCAAGAAGCAUACAAUGAAAUACAGACUCCAUUAGUCUAUCAACUGCCAUCUGCCCUGGGACUAAAAGAGCUGAAAGAAUCUACAAUACAGCUGUCCUCAAGUACUGGCUACAUUGAUGCCCCUGUUGAUGAGACUGUUUUUGAUGUGGAUAAAGAUAUAGAUGAUCUUUUACCAGUUGAGGUCAAAGAACAACGUCUCAGCAAUCUGCUUCAGGCAUUGAUGGUUGGUGGUUGUGUUGCUGCUAUGCCUGUUCUGAAAAAGAUCCCGUCCUCAGUUCUUUGGGGUUACUUUGCUUUUAUGGCCAUCGAAAGCUUGCCAGGAAAUCAAUUUUGGGAGAGGAUAUUGUUGCUUUUUACUGCUCCAAGCAGAAGAUACAAGGUGUUGGAGGACUAUCAUGCUACCUUCAUUGAGACGGUUCCCUUCAAAACAAUUGCCACCUUCACUUUGUUCCAGACAUCUUACCUGCUUUUAUGCUUUGGCUUAACAUGGAUUCCAAUUGCUGGUGUCCUUUUCCCACUGUUGAUCAUGCUUCUUGUUCCAGUGCGGCAGUAUGUCCUCCCUAAGUUUUUCAAAGGAGCCCAUCUUCAAGACUUGGAUGCUGCAGAAUAUGAGGAAGCUCCUGCUGUAUCUUACAACAUGACAUUUGAAGAUCAGGAUCCACAAGCCAGAACUACUAAUAUUGAUGAUGGGGAAAUUCUUGAUGAAAUUAUCACACGAAGCCGUGGCGAGAUCCGCCGCACGCAAAGCCCUAAAGUAACAAGUUCCACUCCAGGUUCAGUAGAGAAUAUGAAAUCUUCAUAUAGUCCACGGCUUUCACAAAGGGCAUACAGCCCACGUGUUAGUGAACCAAGGGUUGACCGGAACCCUAGAUUUACUGGUAAGGGAGCUGAAUUAAAGCAAACUCCUAGUCCUGGGUUUUCUAACCUUGGUCAAAGCAAUCCUGGUUCGUCAUCAUGCUAAAUUCAUAUUUCUGGUGAGUCUAGUUGUCGGUAUGUCGCUCGAGAGGUCCUUUGUCAAAUUUAUGUAAUUAAGUUUUAUCUUAUAGGUUUGUGUUUGUCUUCUUGGUUCUAAUCAUAGUAUGUCUGUCAGUGUUCAUUGUUCUCUAUCUCCCAAUAGGCUGGGCAGAAGACACAUAUGAUAAUUAAAAAAUGUCAUUUGCACUUUUGUUUC
This is a messenger RNA of Populus trichocarpa (black cottonwood), 3562 nucleotides long. RefSeq names its product probable boron transporter 2. Gene Ontology annotation, molecular function: solute:inorganic anion antiporter activity. Bases 1190 to 3352 code for a protein of 720 amino acids. NCBI's taxonomy places the organism in Eukaryota, Viridiplantae, Streptophyta, Magnoliopsida, Malpighiales, Salicaceae. The transcript is spliced from 12 exons. Gene Ontology annotation, biological process: transmembrane transport; monoatomic anion transport; monoatomic ion homeostasis. The record is from RefSeq and is a predicted model, not a curated record. Gene Ontology annotation, cellular component: plasma membrane.